AGGUGAACAUCGCCUCAUGGGAAACAGUAGCGCACGCGCUUGGCACCGUCUGGAAUAGCUUUGAUUGCAAGCGCCAGAAAAUGGCGUCUGGAGGAUACCCUCCUACCUCAGGAAGUGGACAAGGUGGUUAUUCUGCGAACCCGCCGCCUGUAAUGAUGCCUGGAGGUUAUCCGGUUUCAGGAAUACCAAUGAUGCCACCUGGAUAUGGUCCUGCUGGAAUGCCUCCUUUUCAGCCUGUUGCCAUGCCAACUGGCCAGCCAAUGGCUUAUCCCCCAGGUGGCAUGCCAGGGAUGCCUUUUCCUCAGCAACUUGCCCAGCAGACUAUGGGACAGCAAGUGACUGGAACAUUUCAGCCAUUACCUAAUAGUGGUUCGCCAGUAGUGAUUAUGCCUGCUGUUGUGAGACCCAUGCAAGUGGCAGCUGAGUCUGGAGGCACCAGCUCCCCUUCAGUAGUCAAACAAAUCCAAGAACAAGAAAAUAAACCUGCAGACAGCCCAAGACAGGCUAAGAAGCCUGAGCAACAGCAGAAUGAGAAGGAAGAGGUCAAGAAAGAAAAGAAGAAGGUCAAGAAACCAAAACCUCCAAAGGAGAAGACCCCAUGGACAGAACACAAGGCUCCUGAUGGAAGAACAUACUUCUAGAAUACAGACACCAAAGUUUCCACAUGGCAAAAGCCAGCAGAACUCAAGACUCCAGGAGAGGGAGGAGGAAGUGUCAGAUGAUGAAGAUGAAGAUGAAAACAAGGAAAGUGAUGAAAAAGAUGGCAAAAAAGCUGAUGAGGGAACUGCUCAAGAUUAUCCCAUGGCAAG
Molecule: messenger RNA, 809 nt
Organism: Stylophora pistillata
Lineage: Eukaryota; Metazoa; Cnidaria; Anthozoa; Scleractinia; Pocilloporidae
Product: pre-mRNA-processing factor 40 homolog B
Biological process (GO): mRNA cis splicing, via spliceosome
Cellular component (GO): U2-type prespliceosome; U1 snRNP
Molecular function (GO): protein binding; RNA binding
Source: RefSeq, a predicted model, not a curated record